Molecule: messenger RNA, 2850 nt
Organism: Capronia coronata CBS 617.96
Lineage: Eukaryota; Fungi; Ascomycota; Eurotiomycetes; Chaetothyriales; Herpotrichiellaceae
Exons: 8
Coding region: 1-2850 (949 amino acids)
Biological process (GO): DNA-templated transcription; regulation of DNA-templated transcription
Cellular component (GO): nucleus
Molecular function (GO): DNA-binding transcription factor activity, RNA polymerase II-specific; transcription cis-regulatory region binding; zinc ion binding
Source: RefSeq, a predicted model, not a curated record
AUGGCUUCCCGCCGGGGAUCAUCCAAUUCCAACCAGACUCCACCAGGGACUUCAAAGAGCGGCGAACAGAAGCAUCGAGCUAGUCGAGCCUGCCUGGCCCUUCGCACGCUUGAGAAACUCUCCUUGAGUGGUAGCAGCGCGGCACCCACGUCCUCGUCAAGAUCUUCCAGAGCCACCACCACCACCGCCGCCCCAGCCAGACACGAAUCUGAGCAAUGGGAGAACCGGGGCCAAGAGGAUGGCAUAGCAGAAUCAGGGUCUCAGGAUGUCAGAGGAAGAGACCCUGAGGCCCCAAGAGGGUUUGUAGCACCACCUCUAUCUGCCAUUGGAGACAGAGUUGAAGCUCAAGGUUCGGCGACGAGCGGAACGAAUAUGGUAGGUCAGGCAUCCAAAGAGAUUGGCACAAUGAUGAUGGAGAGUGUCUCUGAUGACCAUGGCCGACCCCCGUCACCAAACUCAACCUCACGGCCAUCUGGGGUCGGUCCAACGUCAACCUCAUGCGACGUGAUUACUGGCACUGAAGGAAAUCGGUCGGCCAGUCCGCAAAGGCUGACGCAGCAGCUCCUCAAUGUCCUAGGUAGGCAAUUUCCCGUGGUGAAAGACCGGGACGAUGCACGCAUUGGCACUGGCUAUCCUGGUAUCCAGGACCCUUUGUUGUCCAUAGCCAGGAUCGCUGAACGCGACUGGGACCUCAAUGCGGGCGGGUGUCAGAGUCAAACCCACGAAUCUAUAGGACGGUCACUCAUUGGGGCACUGCCUGCGCUUGGUCUGCCGCCAGAGGAUGCACGGCUUCUGGAGAAGUGGUCCCCAGACGCGCUGCAAGGUAUCUUGAAGGAGCAACGCCUAUAUUUCGAGCACGGCAUUCAUGCCUCCAAGCACGAUGUAGCUGCCGUUCUCGACCCUGUCCAGCAAGGGUUCAUCGGCGAAGAGAGAGCUCAUGAGUUGUUUAAGGCAUAUUGGGAAAUGGUUCACCCGCAGUGGGCCAUCCUCGAUCCUGCCCUACACACCCUCGCCUUCGUUAGGAGCCGAUCCGCCAUGCUCACGACUACAAUACUGGCUUUGGGCUCGACAGCCCUCGCUACUCUGCCCCAAGGGACCGAUGCAGAAGUCGACGAGGCCCUUCGCCUUCACGGCCACGUCGAAAAACUUAACUUGGUUGUCUAUACCACGGGGGCGAGAUCAAUUGAGAUAAUACAAGCCCAAAUCCUGUUGUCUCGAUGGGGCGUCUCUCCUCGAACUCGAUUUCUGGAACAGCGAUGGAUACGGGCUGCCAUGAUACCCAGAAUGGCUUCAGAAAUCGGACUCAACCUUUCACGUCGGUAUAACAAUAGCAGUGGAGUCGACAGAGACAAGGCAGAGAUGUUUCAGUGGAAUGACAUCAGGACCAGAGCGUUUAUGAUAAUCAACAAGCAAAGAUUUUUCACAUGGUCUGGACGUGAGCCCAUGGAUCUGUCCCACUUUGAGCUCAACGAGGCUGAGAUGGAAGAAGUCACCUCUCUGAGCCCUUAUCACUCCGCAGCGUCUCUUGCUGCGUUAUACAAUCUUUACCUGUUUGAACGAGGCGUCCAUCGACGACUCGAACGAAUCGCCACAGGCGUGGAAGCCCAGAUCGCACUGGAUGUGGAGCUCCUCUAUAUCGAGAACUACACGGAGAGGUGGAUCCAUGACUGGUGUCCUCGCGCUGGAGACCGCCAUCUCAAUUGGCAGCUCUCUCACAAUGCUCUCAGCUGCAGAAUCCUCCUUUCAGCUCGGAUUGGAAAGAAACGACCCAAAUCGUCCGACGCUUCCCGCCAGCAGCAACGCCAGCUGUUGACAUUGUCAAUCAAAAUGUUCGAAGAAGCCCUCCAGGCGCCUGAGGCAAUGCAUAUGACGCACCGUUCAGGCAUCUUUCCUUUCGUCGCAAGCAUUAUUCUGCGCAUGAGCCAUCGACACGAUCUGGUCUUGCGGCUCGCCCUGCGUAUUAGUGGGGAGCCUGGGAAGCCGUACGUGCCCACGUUUAUUCGUGAUGCGGGAAAUCAGAUGCUUGCGAUGCUGUGUACAAAUCGUCUGCGAAUGCAACCCCAGAUAGCUGCCGCCGCCUCCUCAGCUUAUAUUGAUGUUGCAACUGCCACACAUGUUUCAGCGCAUACUGGCAGUGGUAACAGAAAGGACUUGCUGGAUGUGGCAGAAUCAGAGCAACAACAACAACAACAACACCUGCAGUAUUCUACGCAGUGUCACCGGGGAGACAACUCCGCUUACCACAUUCAAGGUCAAGCAACGCCACAAGCACCGCCAGGAAUCAACUGGGAUCCUUCUGUGUUGGACUCGCUUGCUGAUAUUGGUUCACCAUUCAGAUCGCAGACUGACCCGGGAAAUUUGUUCACUUUUGACGGUGCCGCUUUCGACUUCCCCUAUGUUCCAGAUCCGACUCAACCAAGGUAUCCCCAAGGUCCAAUGCAUGGUACUUACUCGUCGGCAGACUUUGGUGGAUCUAUGCUGGGUACGCAUGUUGCUGGCAUGGAUCUUGAUGCUGCCUCCGUGCCGAACCCCUUGCGGAAUACCUUGACACAUGAUGACUAUCUGUCCCUGGAGAAUCACUUUGCCUUUCUACCGGAUGUGAUGACAGAUGCAAGUCCAGACAGCCUCUACCAACAGACACCUGCCGUGGCUCAGGGUUCUACUCCUCCGAACCUCACGGACACUCUGUCUUCUUCCAUACAUCCAGCUUCCAUCACCGCCAAUGGGGUCACCACCGUCAUGGGUGACAUUGGCGGUGACGGUGGUGGCAAAGAGCGCAAUGUGCAGCAACGAAAGCUCUUGGUCGCAACAAUUGACCAACUGGCACAGCUGGCCACUUCGAUGCAGUGA